Messenger RNA from Condylostylus longicornis, 1751 nucleotides. RefSeq names its product N-acetylgalactosamine kinase (gene Galk). The transcript is spliced from 5 exons. The record is from RefSeq and is a predicted model, not a curated record. Bases 37 to 1503 code for a protein of 488 amino acids. Gene Ontology annotation, cellular component: cytoplasm; cytosol. NCBI's taxonomy places the organism in Eukaryota, Metazoa, Arthropoda, Insecta, Diptera, Dolichopodidae. Gene Ontology annotation, biological process: galactose metabolic process; carbohydrate phosphorylation. Gene Ontology annotation, molecular function: galactokinase activity; ATP binding.
AUCAACAAGAAACUGAAACAAAUAUAAGUAAUCAAAAUGUCUAAUUCAAAUGGUAAUGGAAAUAUUGAUUCAUUUCAAUCAACAAAUAACAAUAAUAAUGUAACAAUAUUAGAUUAUAAAGAUUUAUUAAAAAUAAAAGAUGAAAUAUUUUUAAAACGUUUAGAAUCUAUAAAAGAUUUCUUUGAAAAUGAGUAUGGACAUGAACCAGAAUUUUUUGUUAAAGUUCCUGGAAGAGUAAAUAUUAUUGGUGAACAUAUUGACUAUUGUGGUUAUCCAGUUUUACCAAUGGCAUUGGAACAAUGUAUCUUAUUGGCAGCUUCAAAAAAUAUUGAAGGAUUUUUACAUUUAAAAAAUUCAGAUAAAAAAUAUGGAAACUAUAAAUGUGAAAUGAAAUCAGUCAGAAUUGAUUUACCAUCAUCCGGAAGUCCACAAUGGUAUAAUUACUUUUUAUGUGGUAUUAAAGGAAUACUUGAUCAUUUGAAUAACGUACUACCAACAAAUUUUGGUAUGUCAAUUGUUAUAAAUGGUAAUGUACCACCAGCAGCUGGUCUAUCAAGUUCUAGUGCAUUAGUUAGUGCAGCAACAUUAACAAUGGCAUUCAUUUAUAAAGUAAAUCUUAAUAAAAAUUUAUUAGCAUCGAUUGCAGCAAAAUGUGAACGUUAUAUUGGUACACAAGGUGGUGGUAUGGAUCAAGCAAUUGCAUUUUUAGCUAAAAAAGGUUGUGCACAAUUUAUUGAAUUUCAUCCAGAAUUAAAUGCAACAUCAGUUAAAUUACCAGAUAAUGCAUAUUUUGUUGUUGCAAAUAGUUUAACACAAAUUAAUAAAGCUGCAACAUCAGAUUUUAAUGAAAGAGUUAUUGAAUGCCGUUUGUCGUGCCGUAUAUUAGCGAAACGUUGUAAUUUUAAUAAUUGGAAAGAUAUUACAAAAUUUAUACAUUUACAAAAUCUAUUACAAUGCAACCUUUAUGAAUUAGAACAAUUGAUAUUGAAUGAAUUAACCAAAGAUAUAUAUACCAUUGAUGAUAUCCUUGAAGAAUUUAAUAUUUCUGAAAAUGAAUUAAUAAUGAAUUUUUUGACUGAAAAUACAAAGGAUAUGAAAAUGUUUAAAUUAAAACAAAGGGCACUUCAUGUUAUUCAAGAAUCAAUUCGUGUUAACAAAUUCAGAAAUUUAUGUGAGAGUGACAGUCUCAGUAUUGAUAUGCUAUCCCAAUUAAUGAAAGGAUCUCAUAAUAGUUUGCGACAUCUUUAUGAAUGUUCACACACAAAUUUAAAUAAAUUAGUUGAAUUAUCAGAAGAAGUUGGUGUUACUGGAGCAAGAUUAACUGGAGCUGGAUGGGGUGGUUGUAUUGUUGCACUUUGUGAUUCACCUGAACAAUGUCAACGAUUUAUUCAAGAAUUAAAAGAAAAAUAUUACAGUCAAUUACCACAAGCUAAAAAUAAGAAUUUAGAUGAAGUGAUAUUUUCUACAUGUCCUCAAAGUGGAGCUGAAAUUUAUUUAUGUUAGCAUUUAAUUUAAUGGAUGGAGUAUAAAACAGGCAAAUUAGUUUAAAAUUAGAAAAUAUGCCUGCAUAGCGUUUUGUAUAAGAAAAAUAAUUCCAAAAUUAUAUUUGAGUUUUUUUUUUGUUUUGUUAAUGUUUAAUUUAGAAUAGAGAAUGAAUUUUGUAAAAAAAAAAGUUAAUCUUGUUGUAGAUAAACACAUAUUUAGUCAAUUAUUAUUAAAAUUAUAAUCGAUUUUAGUGCCCAAUUUUUAUU